Toxoplasma gondii ME49 is the source of this 1810-nucleotide messenger RNA. Its product is annotated as ribulose 5-phosphate isomerase. The record is from RefSeq and is a predicted model, not a curated record. Gene Ontology annotation, molecular function: ribose-5-phosphate isomerase activity. NCBI's taxonomy places the organism in Eukaryota, Apicomplexa, Conoidasida, Eucoccidiorida, Sarcocystidae. Bases 404 to 1183 code for a protein of 259 amino acids. Gene Ontology annotation, biological process: pentose-phosphate shunt, non-oxidative branch. The transcript is spliced from 5 exons.
GAUCCAUAUAUGCCUAACAAUGCAUCUCCCUCCGAUCGUGUCCUAUGCAAGACUGCGUGAAGGGCGGAGAAGCAACCCACCCAAUUUUCUGUUUUCUCGUUCGUGUCCGGAGACUAACCGCGAAACGCGUGCGCAAAUUAGUAUGUCUGCGGGGGCCCCCAGGAAGCCAAGUAGCGACGGAAAAGUGGAUUUCCUUCUUUAAUGCUUUUGUGGAACGGUUGUUUAAUUGGAAACACUUUCUCACAGCGAAAGAGGAAAAUAUUUUCCCGUCGCACAAUCUCCAAACUACCUUUCGCGCUCGAACGACCUGUCUGUGCUCUGUCGGUCGAGUUCACCUUUUUCGCCGCGCCUCGAUUUCCCCUCAAUACUCCCGGUCGGAUAUUUACAAGAAAAAACAGUCAAGAUGAAUCCUCAGGACAAAGCAAAGCAAGCCGUGGGCUACUUCGCUGUCGAUACUUAUGUACGAAGCGGCAUGAAGGUCGGUCUCGGGACCGGAACGACAGCGAAGUUCGUUGUCGAGAGAAUCGGCCAACGCAUGCAGGAAGGGUCUUUGAAGGAUCUGCUCUGCGUCCCGACUAGCGAGGCCACUCGGAAACAGGCAGAGAGUUUGGGAAUUCCUCUGACAACUCUCGACGGCAUUGCAGACUGUCUCGAUGUAGCCAUCGACGGAGCUGACGAAAUUCUUCCGCCCACCCUCGGACUCGUGAAAGGACGGGGUGGCGCCCUGCUGCGCGAAAAAAUGAUCGCUGCAGCUGCCAAGACAUUCAUCGUGGCUGCGGAUGAAACGAAACUCGUCUCCAACGGCAUAGGCUCCACGGGAGCUCUUCCUGUUGAAGUAGUCGUCUUUUCCGGCUCCCACACAAAGCGCUUGCUUUCCGCGUUGCCUUCGGUGAAACGCCAUGGCGGUCGGGCGGAGUUUCGCAAGAGAGCUGGCGCCGCGACCGGAGAAAAGAACGGUGGCCAGGAAGAUAUCCGGGAAGAAGACCGAUUUGUGACAGACAACGGAAACUACAUCGUCGACCUCUACUUCACAGAGACUGUGCCCGAUCUUCAUGAAAUGGACAAAGAACUCAAAAGCAUCCCUGGCGUUGUCGAGACCGGCUUUUUUCUCGACCUGGCCUCCGUGUGCCUGAUCGGCAAGGCCGACGGCUCUGUCGCAACGUUGACUGCAGAGCGCAAAUGAAAGAUUGUAAAACACAGCUUUACGCAGGGAACAACACUUUGGAGACACCAAAUACGAUAAGCCAACUGAAAGCGCCUCAAACAGACUGCCUGCACGGCUGCCUACAACUUUCGGUCUUCUGAGUUACAGGUUUCGUUUACCGGAGAGCGGACUUGCAUUCAUCUUUCGUCUUGUUUCCUGUUCUCGUUUCCCGUCUCUUCGCGGAAACUUGGAUCUGAAUCCGUCGCUUUUGCAUUUUAAAACGACAGGACAUACACAUUUUACAAGAGAAGGGUUUCUGAGAAACCGACGGAGAGGCUGAAGUGCAAUCGAAAAAAGAGAGACCAUGGUUCGCGGAGCAAGUGGACAUCCUGUUGUCUUGAUCUUGUGUCAUAUUUAUUCUGCCGUCCUACUCUUCGUUAAGCUUUCUCUGUUGUUCGCUGUGGAUGUCGAGAGCCGCUGUUCUCAACAUACGGUCUCUUGCCUGUUCGUUUGGUGGGGGCACUGUAGGACACAGCUAUUUGUUUGUAUCCGCUUCCCGUCAUCUUUUCCUCCAUCCGCAUCUGCACAUUUUCCCCGGGUCUUAUUCCCCUGUUCCGACACGGAAGACUUAAGUCGUUAUAUGUCCUGUUUUGCCGACGAGCCGGU